Messenger RNA from Diospyros lotus (date-plum), 2050 nucleotides. Its product is annotated as T-complex protein 1 subunit theta. Gene Ontology annotation, cellular component: chaperonin-containing T-complex. The record is from RefSeq and is a predicted model, not a curated record. The transcript has 13 exons. Gene Ontology annotation, biological process: protein folding. Gene Ontology annotation, molecular function: ATP binding; ATP-dependent protein folding chaperone; ATP hydrolysis activity. NCBI's taxonomy places the organism in Eukaryota, Viridiplantae, Streptophyta, Magnoliopsida, Ericales, Ebenaceae. Bases 164 to 1798 code for a protein of 544 amino acids.
UUCUAGGGCUUUCUUUUCCUUUCCCUCUUUAUUUUUGCCCUAUAGACACUCUCUCUCUGUCUCUGGCUAGGUUUUCUGUCUGGUUUCUUGCUCAUAUACGAAGAAAGGGAAGGAUCGCAGGCGUGGUGAAGAGCAAUAGUAUAAGAUUCAGGUGGGGAAGAAAAUGGGGUUCCAAAUGCAGCCGUAUGGGAUUCAAGCAAUGUUGAAAGAAGGGCACAAGCAUUUUUCCGGUCUGGAUGAAGCUGUGCUCAAGAACAUCGACGCCUGCAAGCAGCUUUCUACUAUCACAAGAACUUCUCUCGGUCCCAAUGGUAUGAACAAGAUGGUUAUCAACCAUCUGGAUAAACUCUUUGUCACGAAUGAUGCUGCCACUAUUGUGAAUGAACUCGAGGUUCAGCAUCCUGCAGCCAAGAUUUUGGUUUUGGCAGGCAAGGCUCAACAGGAAGAGAUAGGAGAUGGGGCUAAUUUGACAGUUUCUUUUGCCGGGGAGCUCCUUCAGAAUGCCGGGGAGCUCAUAAGAAUGGGACUCCACCCAAGUGAGAUUAUAAUAGGAUACACAAAAGCUAUUAAUAAGACUGUUGAAAUAUUAGAUGAUUUGGUUGAGAAAGGUUCUGAAAAUAUGGAUGUGAGGAAUAAGGAUGAAGUUAUUUUGCGGAUAAAGGCUGCUGUUGCCAGCAAGCAAUUUGGACAGGAGAAUAUUUUAUGCCCUCUUAUUGCUGAUGCAUGCAUACAAGUAUGUCCCAAGAAUCCUGCAAACUUUAAUGUGGAUAAUGUCCGAGUUGCAAAGCUUUUGGGUGGAGGUUUGCAUAAUUGUACUAUAGUUCGAGGUAUGGUUCUGAAGAGUGGUGCUGUUGGGACUAUAAAGAGAGUGGAGAAGGCUAAGGUUGUUGUAUUUGCUGGAGGGGUUGAUACAUCUGCGACUGAAACAAAGGGAACAGUCCUUAUUCAUAGUGCUGAGCAGCUGGAGAAUUAUGCAAAAACUGAAGAAGCUAAAGUUGAGGAGCUCAUCAAGGCAGUUGCGGACUCUGGGGCCAAAGUUAUUGUUAGUGGUGCAGCAGUUGGAGAGAUGGCACUACACUUCUGUGAGCGUUACAGGCUUAUGGUCUUAAAAAUCAGCUCAAAAUUUGAACUCCGACGCUUUUGCCGCACAACUGGUGCUGCUGCUAUUUUGAAGCUUAGCCAGCCAAAUCCGGAUGAUUUGGGAUAUGCGGAUUCUAUGUCUGUGGAGGAAAUUGGGGGUGUUAGGGUAACCAUUGUGAGAAAUGAAGAAGGUGGAAACUCAGUAUCCACUGUGGUUCUUCGAGGAAGUACUGAUAGCAUAUUGGAUGACCUUGAGAGAGCUGUUGAUGAUGGUGUGAAUACAUACAAGGCAAUGUGCAGGGACAGCCGGAUGAUACCUGGUGCUGCUGCCACUGAAAUAGAGUUGGCUAGGAGACUGAAGGAGUUCUCUUUUAAAGAAACAGGAUUGGAUCAGUAUGCAAUUGCAAAAUUUUCUGAGAGCUUUGAGAUGGUACCUAAAACCCUGGCUGAGAAUGCUGGUCUAAAUGCGAUGGAGAUAAUAUCUUCUCUAUAUGCUGAACAUGCAUCUGGAAACACCAGGGUGGGCAUUGACUUGGAAGAAGGUGUCUGCAAGGAUGUCUCUGCUUUGACCAUUUGGGACCUCCAUGUCACCAAGUUCUUUGCUCUCAAAUAUGCUGCAGAUGCUGCAUGCACUGUUCUGAGAGUUGACCAGAUUAUAAUGGCAAAACCAGCUGGUGGCCCAAGGAGAGAUCAGCCUGCAGGGAUGGAUGAGGAGUAAAGAAGUCUUGAAUGAGCUGGCUUAGAAACUCAAAUGGCUAUGCAUGUAAUUUUCAUGGGCGGAAUUUUGGUCCUCUUUCUUUCUGCAUGUCAAACGACUUUAGGGGGCAGUAUCUAUUUUUGUUCUUGUAUAUUACUCUCUCUACACGUUUGGUUUUAAGUUUAUGUGCGUGGUAUUUUGCCCAAAAAUUUGGCACUCUGCAUGACGCAGAGGCACCAAUGGUACAAGUAAAGCCGAGAAGGGAUUUUCUCA